AAUAUAUAGAAAGUCUGUUGUAACAAACUCAACUUAACUUAUCAUUACACUCUCAUUUGUUAUCUGACAGCAUCUGCUUUUUGCCCAAAUUUAACUGCCGUGGAGCCACCGGUCCGGUACGGACAUCCCAAAUCCACCACCAACCGUCCCACCGGCACCGCCAUGAGAACCACCACGAGCUACUUCUCAUCAGAGUACAUCACAAACCCCCACACCUUCAUCAAGAUCCUCGUCAUCUCAUUCCUCUCACUCUCCUUCUUCUUCGCCGUCAAACACUUCUCCUCCGACACCACCUACUCUCCGGAACUCUCUAGAACCUUCUCUUUGACCGCCGAUUCCACCACAUCCGCCGUCAACAGCUCCGCCACUCCUUUAUCACCACCGCCAACUGCAGUCUCACCUCCGCCGGUUCCUCCGAAGCCGGAAAAUGUGGUGGAGAGGACGGGAAUUGUGGACGAGAGCGGUGCCAUGACGGAAAACUUUGUGAUUGGGGAUUAUGAUGCGAGUUUGAUUGAAAAUGCGGCUAAUGAAAGUUUGGUGGAGAGAGGAGGUGAGAGCGAUGAUAAUCUGGGGAAAAUUGAGAGAUUUAGGGUUUGUGAUGAAAGUAUGAGGGAGUAUAUACCUUGUUUGGAUAAUGUGGAGGUGGUUUCUAGGUUGAGUUUGAGUGAAAAAGGGGAGAAGUAUGAGAGGCAUUGUCCUGUGAAGGGUAAAGAGUUGGAUUGUUUGGUACCUAAUCCUAAGAGAUAUAAGGAUCACAUUCCGUGGCCUCGAAGUCGAGAUGAGGUGUGGUAUGAUAAUGUACCUCAUACGCGUUUGGUUGAAGAUAAAGGAGGCCAAAACUGGAUAUCAAGAAACAAAGACAAGUUUACAUUUCCAGGAGGUGGAACACAGUUCAUACAUGGUGCCAAUCAGUACUUGGAUCAGAUCUCCAAGAUGGUUCCUGAUAUUGACUUUGGUCAACGUGUCCGAGUUGCCUUGGAUGUCGGCUGUGGUGUAGCAAGUUUUGGUGCAUUUUUACUGGACCGGAAUGUGACUACUUUAUCAGUAGCACCAAAAGAUGUUCAUGAGAAUCAGAUUCAGUUUGCUCUAGAGCGAGGUGUACCUGCCAUGGUGGCAGUAUUUGCAACGCAUCGUUUGUUAUAUCCAAGCCAAGCAUUUGAUUUGGUACAUUGCUCAAGAUGCAGAAUAAACUGGACUCGUGAUGAUGGAAUUUUGCUUCUGGAGGUGAACAGGAUGCUAAGGGCAGGAGGAUACUUUGUCUGGGCUGCGCAACCUGUUUAUAAACAUGAAAAUAAGCUUCAAGAACAGUGGAAAGAAAUGGAGAAUCUUACUGGUCGGUUAUGUUGGGAACUCAUAGCAAAAGAAGGAUAUAUCGCCAUCUGGCGUAAGCCUCAAAACAACACCUGCUACCUGGCCCGCAAUCUAGAUGUACAACCUCCAUUAUGUGACGCCAAUGAUGACCCCGAUAAUGUUUGGUAUGUCCCACUGAAGGCAUGCAUCACUCGAUUACCUGAAAAUGGUUAUGGAGCUAAUGUUACAACAUGGCCCGCACGCCUUCAUUAUCCGCCAGAUAGGCUUCAAAGUAUAAAAAUGGAUGCAUUCUUAUCCAGAAAUGAUAUCUACAAGGCAGAGUCAAAAUACUGGAAAGAUAUAACAUUCAGCUAUGUAAAUGUUUUUCGUUGGAAAACAUUAAAUGUACGAAACGUGAUGGAUAUGCGGGCUAGAUAUGGCGGAUUUGCAGCAGCAUUACAUGAUCAUGGGGUUGAUUGUUGGGUGAUGAACGUUGUUCCUAUUAGUGAUACUAAUACUUUGCCUGUAAUAUAUGACCGUGGGCUCAUAGGUGUUGUACAUGACUGGUGUGAACCAUUUGAUACAUACCCUAGAACUUAUGACAUAUUGAAUGCCGCCGGUCUUUUUUCCAAAGAGCAAAAAAGGUGUAAUAUCUCUACCAUAAUGCUCGAGAUGAAUAGAAUAUUACGACCCAACGGGCAUGUUUACAUUCGUGAUGCGAAUUCAGUCAUUUAUAAAGUUGAAGAAAUUGCAAAGGCCAUGGGAUGGAUCACGCACGUCUUCGACAAUGGCGAGGGUCCCAAUGCUGGUGCCAAGCUUUUAACAUGUGAAAAACGCCUGUAACCUUCUUCUACUUGGAGAAUAUCUAUUGAUGAAGGUAGAAUUAACCCCUAGAAAAAGGUUGAAAGUGUUGAUAAAUGGACAUUUGUGGCUGUAUUUAUUUAUUAAUUUCAAUUAUAAUUAAAUGUUAAUGAAUAUAGUUAUCAAAACAUGAAUAAAUGUUUUUCUUUUUUUUAA
Helianthus annuus (common sunflower) is the source of this 2307-nucleotide messenger RNA. RefSeq names its product probable methyltransferase PMT10. Lineage: Eukaryota; Viridiplantae; Streptophyta; Magnoliopsida; Asterales; Asteraceae. Gene Ontology annotation, molecular function: methyltransferase activity. The record is from RefSeq and is a predicted model, not a curated record. Gene Ontology annotation, cellular component: trans-Golgi network; cytoplasm; endosome. The coding region runs from base 163 to 2133 and encodes 656 amino acids. The transcript has 9 exons.